AUGGCUAGCAAAGAAAUCUCAAGCAUCCACAUCAUGAUAUCCAAACUUACCCUUACGAGCCUCUCUGAUAUCAUGAAGAAUUACCACAUUGAUUUCGAAUUUCACCCGCGUUUUCCUGAGCCUAUGGAUGCCAUUGUUGAUGCUCUGGAAGGGGUUGCUGGUCCUUCUCCUGAUUUAUCCCUUGAAGAACAAAGAGUUAUUGAUCUUUUAUCAAAGAACUUUGUCAAAUGGACCGAUCUCGAAGAAUUAAUUCAACUUUCCUCUAAGUCUAUCGAUCUAGUGCUUUCCUUGGAACCGCCUGCAACAUGUACUCCUCAUGAGUGUCUGGUAAUUAUUGAUCCUGGAUUGAAACAUGCUGAAGAGAAUCUUCCUUCUCCUGAUGUUGAAGCUCCUGGUUCUGGGAUCCAUCUCCAUCAUACUUUAAAUCAAAAACUUUUUGGAGCUAGGUUUGGACUUUUUCAAGCAUUCAACAUUGAAUCUACAACUAUCACUGUGGACCCUAUUCAUAUUGGUUUGGGUGUUCCUGGUAGUUCGAACCUUACUCCUGUGGUAAAUUUCGACACUACUCCAUUGUUUGGGGGUGAUUCUCACCCAGAAUUAGUUGUUGAUGUUUCUCAAAGUACUUCAAAACAAAUUGUAUUACCUUCUUAUGAGAAAGAUGCUCAUAUGCCUACACUUGUCACACUCGAAACCUUAUUUCCCUAG
Lactuca saligna is the source of this 705-nucleotide messenger RNA. NCBI's taxonomy places the organism in Eukaryota, Viridiplantae, Streptophyta, Magnoliopsida, Asterales, Asteraceae. The record is from the annotation of a GenBank genome assembly.